Molecule: messenger RNA, 1734 nt
Organism: Echinostoma caproni
Lineage: Eukaryota; Metazoa; Platyhelminthes; Trematoda; Plagiorchiida; Echinostomatidae
Source: the annotation of a GenBank genome assembly
AUGGAGGCAGAUGACGUAACAUCGCUGAUUGAGUUAACUCAGCUCUUCUCCAGUCGCACUCCGCAGUCGUUCCGUUCUGAAUUUCUGCCGUUUCUGUUCGGAAAUACGGUAUUAGAUACGGACGAUGAACGAUCUGUAAUGUCUGCCACUCACUUAUGCUUGCCGGUUACCGUUCAAGAAGUGUUUGAAGCUCAGGCUGCAGCACUAAAAUUUUCCCAAGGGGUGUCGGAAGAUGUGCCAAAUGAAUUCAAGCAGUCGAUCAGAUUUCUUCUAGUUGACUGUCGUCCUGCAGAGCAGUACAACGCCGGACACCUAAACACAGCGUUCUUCGUCGAUUCACAAUUGCUGCUCUCAGAACCGGAUGCAUUUCAGUCCACGGUGGAGGCCUUACUUCAAUCCCAGCGACGAGCGUUAAAUGCCGGUUCACAUGCUGCCGGAGAACAUAUCACAUUCCUUAGUAGUGGCCGACCGGAAGAGGAUCAGGUCACGAAUAUGGUUGUUGCUACCUUUCUACGGCUAAAUAUUCCAUACGUCAGCCUGGUCCAAGGCGGUUAUACAGCACUGCACGAAACACUUGGACCUCAGCAGAUAAGUCGCAGUUUGGUCAGUCACAAUCCAAACGUGUGCAUCAGCUGUCAAACUCAGUCAUCUGAAACAAACAAUUUGGCGACGACUUCACUGAAGUCCGGUACAAUUUCUGCGGGAAAAAAUCCAUCUGUUUCACGACCAACAAACCCCCCCGUAUCUACAGCUAAAACAACCGGAGGGUUGUUUUCCAAAAUAUCUGGAACACUUUUUAAAGGUGCAGUUGGUUAUCAGAAAACCCCCGUCUCUGCCGGAAAAGCGGAUCACGCUACUGGAACGAAUCGUACACAGAAAACACUCCAGUCGACGCCCUCGCAGUCUUCGGUUCGACUGGAGGGUCAAUCGACUGGAGCAUUGGUUAAGCAAUCACAGACAAAUAAUGAACAUCCCGCUUCCUACAGAAACACCGCAUCUGUUUUCAGUAUAGAUGAAGAUGAGGAUAUCGAUGAAGAUUUUACCCCACCCGGAAACGAGUCGAGUUCGUUUUCUUCUGGAAUGGAUGGAGCUGCAGAAUCUGCGGAAUCACCCACUCGAACGGAACAAGGUCCCAAAGCUACUUCAUGGCUUAAGCGUCUAACCGCUGCAAUCCAUGUGAGCGAAAGUGAAAGUUUACCACCAGGAGAUAUUCCCACGCGUCCGGGCGGUUUGGAUAGUAGCGAACCGGGUGACUUGAUCGACACUACUCAAUGGUCAAGACGUUCAGAGUUACAUGGUGUAUUCGACUGUCAGUUCAUUGAUUCUCGGGGCCGCCUGGCUGAGGUUGGGUACCUGAUCCUGGCGGAGCGGCAUCUCCUUGUCCUGCGUGACCAUACACCUCGAUCUCCUGCGCGUUUCAUCGCCUCCAUUGGAUCUGUGGUUCAGUCCGCUUUUGGGCGGACGUCGGAUUCGGGUGAAGGCACAACGCGGAUUAGCGCGCGGUCACGUCAUGCCGUUUUGUUACGCUCAGCUCCCCUUGCCUUGAUCAGUCGGAUCACGGCAAACCGACGUCUGCCUGAGUGUAUUACAUUCCACUAUUCCGGCAAAGAUCCGACGGAUUUGCUUCAACUCAAUGAACCAGCGAUGGGUCUUAGAGACAGAUUGUACUUGCCGCAGGCGGGUGAAGCCGUUCGAAUGAUCAAAUUGGCCAUUUGCCACCUGACCAUGGCUUAA